Manis pentadactyla (Chinese pangolin) is the source of this 8500-nucleotide messenger RNA. RefSeq names its product zinc finger protein 772-like. The coding region runs from base 2792 to 3868 and encodes 358 amino acids. Lineage: Eukaryota; Metazoa; Chordata; Mammalia; Pholidota; Manidae. Gene Ontology annotation, biological process: negative regulation of transcription by RNA polymerase II. The transcript is spliced from 5 exons. The record is from RefSeq and is a predicted model, not a curated record. Gene Ontology annotation, molecular function: DNA-binding transcription repressor activity, RNA polymerase II-specific.
CCCGCCCCGCAUACCCCGGCCCCUCCCUUCUCCCUUCUCCACCUUGUGCCCCCGAGCCUCGGUGCCGAAGUUGGAAACGCCAGCAAAGCUUCUCGCCGGAAAUGUGGUUUGCGGAGUCGCAGCCAUGGCGUCGCAAGGCAUCGACAUUAAAUAGAACGUAGAAGCAUAUUGUGGACACAGUGCAGGCUCUAUAUUAUUGGCACCGGGCACUUACUGCAGCUAGGAGAGCUACCCAUGGUGGAGGCAGUACCUUGGCAUCAGUGAGGCGUGCACGUGUGUAUCCAGGAAAACAAUCUGUUUUCUAGCUACAGGCUGUUCAAACAUCUGCAUCUAGUGGUCAUGCGGAUAUGUGAUGUUGGACUUCAGGGGAUUCUUUGUAAAUUUGCGAUCACUACUCUGAUCCUUCUUUUCUGGUGUGGAAGCUGAGACUGGUUCAGAUGAGUUCACAGGGCUGGAUCAGCAAUGAGAACCAUUUCUCUCCCACAACUGUGAUCCAGACCUCUGGAGACACCAGAUCUUUAUUUGUGGAGAUAUGGUUUUCAGCUAGUGUUGCUUUACCUCUGAGGAGAAAGCUGAAUUUUGGAGGAACACUGUAAAGCGGCGGGAGCGGAGCCAUGAUAUUCAAGCUGUGUAGCGAAGUUCAGGCUGGAGGAAGACCCCCACAAAGCAAGGACCUUUGCAGCUGCCUCCCCCUAUCACCCACCUUGAUUUUGUUAUUCUCCAUUAUACUGUUGGCUUUCUUUUGCUUGCAUUUUUGCCAAGGGUGAAGCUAACCUUUGCUAAGCAGUAUGGAAAAAUUGAGAACAUACGUUUCCCAGAAGCUUUUCAGGCCAGUGCUCCUAAAGAAUGGAACACGCAGGGGCCAGAUGGCGAUCUUGGCAUGAAAUACCGAAACCUACUGUUAGCUAGUCAAGCAUUGACUGCCCCAUCUCCACUAAGUGGGAAUGCCCCCCUUUUUUAUUACAAUGCCAGUGAAACUAGUGAUGGAGAGUCUUAUAGAAAGAUUAGAGAAACAGAGUUAUGUGGGAAUAUUGAAUAGAAUAACCCUGUCUGAUACUUAAUCCAUCUUCUCAUGUUUUCUUCUAUUUGCUACUUCUAUAGCUUCUCUUCUUCCUUCUCAAUUACAGCCCUUUACUAGAAUUCGUGCCUCAUACUUUAAAUUACCAAAUACCAUAAUUCUUCCAAGUAGUAAAGAUACCUCAAGACGAGUGCUGGGCCUGGAAGCCACAGGGCAUAAAUCUGCAAAGAAGUAAAAAGCUAACCUUUUCAAAGAAUAUUGCUUCUCUCUCACUUCCCAGCUUUACGUCUCCCUGUAUGGCCCCGGAGGAUGGCUGUUUAGCCAGAGACGGGUAAGAUUCCUCACGGGAGGAACAACCUAAGACAGGCACAGUCGCAGGGGGGGCCAUCAGGUGAGAAAAUGGGGGCCAACAGAGGUGAGGCUCAGAACCUCACCCCCCCCACCCCAGUUUUGAGAGAAAUUGUCUACACCCGUGGAUGUUUCGUUGCCCUCGUCUAGCUUGGAUCAAUACCUGGUCUGUAGGCACAGACCUGAGCAUCUACACCUGCCUUCUUACAGUACUAAAUUAUGCUUUCUAUCUUUAUCUUGCAUCUACCUAUAAAUGAAUAAUCAUAUCUGACCUGAGUGUUUAUAGUUCAUGAUUUGUGAUCAAAACAGAAAUAGUUUCUAUGAUAUGAAGGCCCUUGCAUUGUUCAAGUAAACCUUGUUUAGUCCCUACAGUAGUAGAGCCAUGGAAACCUGCAUAUUAUGUAUCAAAGAAAUUUUAGUAUUCACCCAGAAGAAAGAGAAGUAUAGAUAAGAAAGGGAAAUUUAUUUUGCUGCCUUCUGUGCCCUAUGAAGGGGUGCGUAAUGAAGAUAUGAGUUUAUGAUUUUAGAUUGAUUAUAAAUUUAUUAAAGCUUUUAGAAUAUUUUUGUGGAAAAGAAUCCUAGCUAACUGUGGCAGUAGGUGACCUGUAUUUCACCCUGAGCUGAUAGACUCCAUAGUCACUGCUACAUACUGCACGCUCCUGCAGUCACAUGCGCUACUUAGAAACUGCGGUGCAUAGAAACGUAAAACACGAUAGAGUACAUGGUGCUAGGAAAAUGUUAGGUCAAGAAACAGAGAAAAGAUCACCUAACACUUGACUAAGCAUGUAUAGAUUAGAAAGAAAUAGAAUUAAUCAACAGAACAAUAAGAAGUAAUCAUAUCUUGGUGCAAAUGGUAUAAAUAAAGCUGUCAUUGGCACUUUGUCGAGAGACCACCUCCAUCUGACUCCGUGUCCUAUCUCUCCGUGCACCGACUCCUUCUCAUUGUUUUGGGCAACACCCCCCCGCGGGAGCUGGACUCCGGCAGUAAAGAAAGGGAGUAAAUGGUCUCCAGGGGUGACUUCCUGUCUCUGUCAUUUUGGUUCUGGUUCAUGCCCAAGCCCGUGACGGGAGCGCCAAUAGAAGCUGUUUCUCUGCCGGCUCAUCCACUCGGAGUAGAGAACUUUUUCGAACUUGAGACCUGCCUUUCUGUCUUGUGGGAGCCUUGAUGUCCUUCUGCAACUUCAUGUAAGGGAGACUUGCGGUUUCUGACUGGGCUGCAGAGGUCUCGUGCCUGGUGUUUUCCGGCCUCUCUCCAGGCGGCAUCUCACAAGACCUUGUUAACUGUGGCAUGAUAAUGGCAGAGGCAGGAGCUCAGAAUGAUCCCAACCAGCACAUUGUGACUUUUGAAGAUGUAUAUAUAUAUACUUCUGCCCAGAGGAAUGGGAGCUACUUGAUGUUGUUCAGCAACACCUAUGCUAUGCUGUGAUGCGGGAGACCUUUGAACUGGUGGCCUCACAGGGACUUGCAGUUUCCAGAUACCACCUAAUUCCCAGGGCUGAGCCACCGAGAGUCCACCAAGCUCCUGGCAUGGUAGACAUAGCUCCAACCGUGGCAGAGAUAAUCCAGGAGAGCCCUCGCCCUGGUGGUUGUCGUAAAGUGGAGGAUAAAGAUGCAUCUUCUGAGCAAGGUGUUUCUGUGAGAGUGUCACAGGUGAGAACUCUCAAGGCGGGUUCUUCCUUCCAAAAGAGCCACCCAUGUGACCCACUCUCGAAGGACAUCUUCCAUCUGACCGGGCAGCAGGGAACAUGCCCUGAGCAGCAACCAUACCCACGUAAGUCACGUGGGAGAACCUUCUGGGUCACUGAAAACCUUGUCCAGAGCCGGAGGCAGCAGAAUGGAGAGACAUUAUCUCGAACGGAAAAGGGCCAGGCCUCCUCCGUGAAGAGCGGCCAAAGCCACAUGUCAAAGAAGGCCUGCACUCGCCAGGAGGAUGCGGAGGACUUGGCCAGCUCUGGACUUGUCCCGCACCGCGCCGCUCACAAUGGUAAGAAGCCACGCAGGAGCACUGAGUGUGAUGAGGCCUUUCACACUGCACAAGGGGAUUACAAGUGCAGUCAGUGUGGGGAAGCUUUCAGCGACAAGGACGAAUGUGUUCAGCACCAGAAAGUACACACAGAAGAAAAGUCUUGUAAGUGCAGUGAAUGUGGGGAAUUAUUUAGCCACAGCUCCGACUUUUUGUUACAUGAGAAAACCCACAGCAAACCAACACCUUCUGAGUCCAAUAACCAUGGGGAAUGUUUUAGCUUUGACUCCAGCCCCAGAAUACAGCAGGCCUCUCACAUGGGAUUAAGGCCUAAUGAGUGUGCUGAAUAUGGGAGAUCAUUUAGCACAAAAUACAACCUUGUUCAGCACCAGACAAGUCAUACCGGAGCCAAACCUUAUGAGUGCAGUGAAUGUGGGAAAGCUUUUGGCCGCAGGAGUACACUGACUCGGCACCAGGAAAUUCACUGUGGAAAAAAGGCCUUUCGUGUGCAGCAGCUGUGGGAGGGCCUUUCUCCAUAAAAGUGCUCUUACUCAGCACAAGAAAACCCACACUGGAGAAAAGCCUUAUCAGUGUGAUGCAUGCGGGAAAACUUUAGCCGCAGUUCCUCCAUGAAAAUACAUAAGAGAAUAAAGCAGGUGCGAUUAUGCUCCCUGACUUCAAGCUCUACUACAAAGCCACAGUAAUCAAGACAAGUUGGUACUGGCACAAGAACAGACCCACAGACCAGUGAAACAGACUAGAGAGCCCAGGUAACCCCAGGGAUAUAUGGUCAAUUAAUAUACGAUAAAGGAGCCAUCGAUAUACAAUGGGGAAAUGACAGCCUCUUCAACAGUUGGUGUUGGCAAAACUGGACAGCUACAAGCAAGAGAAUGAAACUGGAUUAUUGUCUAACCCCAUACACAAAAGUAAACUCAAAAUGGAUCAAAGACCUGAAUGCAAGUCAUGAAACCAUAAAUCUCAUAGAAGAGAACGUAGGCAAAAAUCUCUUGAAUAUAAACAUGAGCAACUUUUUCCUGAAAGCAUCUCCCCAGGCAAGGGAAACAAAAUAAAAAAUGAAUAAAUGGGACUACAUAAUGCUAAAAAGCUUCUGUACAGCCAAGGGCACCAUCAGCAGAACAAAAAGGCAUCCUAUGGUAUGGGAGAAUUUAUCUGCAAAUGACAUACCUGCAAGGGGUUAACAUCCAAAAUAUACAAAGCACUCACAUGUCUCAACACCCCAAAAGCAACUAACUGUAUUAAAAAAUGGGCAGAGGAUAUGAACAGACACUUGUACAAAGAAGAAAUUCAGAUGGCCAACAGGCACAUGAAAAGAUGCUCCCCAUCGCUAAUAAUCAGGGAAAUGCAAAUUAAAAUCACGAUGAGAUAUCACCUCACACUAGUUAGGAUGGCCAACAUAGAAAAGACUAGGAACAACAAAUGCUGGCGAGGGUGUGGAGAACGGGGAACCCUCUUACACUGCUGGUGGGAAUGUAAGUUAGUUUAACCAUUAUGGAAAGCAGUGUGGAGGUUCCCCAAAAAUCUCAAAAUAAAAAUACCAUUUGACCCCAAAUCCCACUCCUUGGAAUAUACCCAAAGAAUACAAGUUCUCAGAUUCAAAAAGACAUAUGCACCCCUAUGUUUAUCGCAGCACUAUUGACAAUAGCCAAGAAGAGGAAGCAACCUAAGUGUCCAUCAGUAGAUGAAUGGAUAAAGAAGAUGUGGUACAUAUACACAAUGGAAUAUUAUUCAGCCAUAAGAAGAAAACAAAUCCUACCAUGUGCAACAACAUGGUUGGAGCUAGAGGGUAUUAUGUUCAGUGAAAUAAGCCAGGCGGAGAAAGACGUGUACCAAAUGAUUUCACUCAUCUGUGGAGCAUAAGAAAGCAAAAACUGAGGGAACAAAACAGCAGCAGGCACAGAACCCAAGAAUGGACUAACAGUUGCCAAAGGGAAAGGGACUGGGGAGGAUGGGUGGGAAGGGAGGGAGAAGGGGAAAAGGGGGCAUUACGAUUAGCACACAAUAUGGGGGAGGCAUGGGGAAGACCCUAUAUAUAGCACAGGGAAGAUAGUGACUCUAGCAUCUUAAUACGCUGAUAGACAGUGACUGUAAUGGGGUAUGUGGUGGGGUAUUGAUAAUGGGGGAAAACCUAGUAACCACAAUGUUGCUCAUGUAAUUGUAUAUUAAUGAUACCUAAAUAAAUAAAAUACAUUGAUUUUUUCCUUAAAAAAAUACAUAGGUAUUUUUCAGAAAAUACACAAUACAGAUCCAAAGUUGUGACCCAACGUGUAUUUUGUUACUCAUUUUGAAGUCAAUCUUAUUUGUGCUUAAAAAUAUUUUUAAAAAGAUUCAUCUCCAUAUUAAAAUGAUUUAAAGUAAACUAUUAUUUCUCAUUGGGAAAAAAGAAAAAAAAUUCAAUUUACAGAAGAAAGUAACCAUUAAACCAAGGGAAUCAAUUGUAUUUUAGAAACGACAUGAAGUUGUAGGCAAGAGAAAUAACUAAAAGUCAUACAGAUUGGAAAGGAAGAAAUAAAACUGCCUUUAUUUACAGAUGAGGUGAGUGUCUACUGAGAAAAGCCCAAAGAACCUACAACAAACUUCUGAACUAAUAUGCAAGCUUAGGAAGGGCACAGGAUACAACAUCAACAUUAAUAUGCAAAGUCAAUACCUUCUCCAUAUACCAGCAAGGAACAAGUGGAAUUUGAAAUACACACACACAUAUACACACACACACCAUUUAUAAUAACACAAAAAAAUGAAGUACUUAGGUAUAAAAUUAACUAAGUAAGAGAGCACUUAUAAAACAAAGGUAUUGGACAUGUUAAGGGACACAGGAGCUAACUGAAAGUGCUCCCAAUGGCCAAAAUGGAAAAACUUGAGCAACAAAAGAAAUCCAGUAGUACUGGAUUAUAACCUUAGGUAUAGAAUACAUUUGUGUAAGUCCCCACUGGUAUAAAUAAGUGAUCAAAUAGAUAAAUAAAUGGGAGAGAACAAACAUCUCCCACGCAGAAGCAUUCCAGAUAGUUUAAUUUGAGGGAUGAGAGAGUUAGUCCUACAAGUUUCUGAGGAAGAGUGUGCCACAGGCAGAGGGAAGCACCAAUGCAAAGGCCUGAGGCAGGAGUGUACUUAGUAUAUUUAAAGAGCAACAAGGUCAGCUGUAAAUGCAGCACAGGGAGCAAGGGGUUGGGAAGUAGAGGAGUUUGGAGAAAUGGUCAAAAAGGUAUUGGUAGUGGAGGAGAAGAUGAUGGAGUAGUCCACUGUAGUCCACUGUGGGACGUUGGCUUUUGAGUGUAAUGCUGCGGCAUUGUUGAGUUUUGAGCAGAGGAAACGCAUCAUGCAACCUAAGGUAUCCCUCUGAUUGUGGAACAGAAGAAGACGUUAGUGAAAAAACUGGUGAAAUCUGAAUAAAGUCUGAAAAUGACAGUUAAUUAAUAGAAAUGCACCUAUGUUAAUUUCUUAGUGUUUAUAAAUGCAAUAUGGAUGGUCAUGUAAGAUGUUAACAUUAGAGAAACAGUGAAAGAUGUGGGCACUGUCUGAACUAUCUUUGCAACUUUUCUAUAAAUCUGAACUUAUUCCCAAAGAAAAAAGGUUUAUUAAAAAAAUUAAUUGCACACAAAGAGACCAGAUACCGUGUUAAGUGUUCUUACCACCAAAAAGGGGAGGUGGGGGGAUGCAUGACAUUUUCUGGAGGUGAUGGGUAUGUCUAUUACCCUGACUGUGGUGUAGGCAUAUGCCCAAACUCAUCAAAUUGUAUAUAUUAAAUAUGUGUGACUUUUUGCACAUCAAUUAUACCUCAAUAAAGCCUUUACAGUAAUAAACUAUAUUAUAAUCUUCGAAGAAAUAAAGAAACUGCAUUAUAGUGAGGAAGGAGAGAUCGAUAAUUCCAACCAGAGGCUUGGACCCACCACAUACCAAUCUUUAACACACCAAAAUCAAGUUUUCAUUUCAUACAGAAGGAUAGCCAGAGAUCCAGUCUAACACUUCCCUUGUGAUCAACAGUGGAGGGGGAUCUCUUCUGAGACUCAGACUGGGAGCAGAGAUUCUGAAUACACAGCAGGAAAAGGGAGGUUGGAAUUGUGUAGGUCAUAAGUAAGCAAACUUCAAAAGAGUAUUUGAAAGGGGACUGAGAACAUACAUGUACAGAACUCCUGGUAUGUGUCCAGUAGAACAUUAGGAUCUCCGAGUGGGGAGGCAGUGUUUGCCCAGGGAAGGGAAUCCUUAAAUGCCCCUUAGGUGACAACUAUACUGCAUUUCUCCAGCUACAGUCCUCCACUGAAUUCACAUUCUCUCUAAACUUCAAAGGGAUGAUUACUUCAUCACUUUACACUCCACUACUUAAUUUGCAGCCGUGGGACUCGAACUGCAUCUUAGUUUAGAUAAUUUGCCUUAUCUUUAAUACUGGCAUAAUGCCAUGAUACCUCAUGGUCAAAACGCAGGGAUUUAAAAUGGAUGGCUAUUGACAGUUCUUACAGAGCUUCAUCUCCUCGCAUCUACAGCGUACAAUUAAAUUGUCACUUGCUUGAAGUUAAAGCUUUUCUGCAGUUACUCUGGUCGCUUUUAGGAAAUCCUUUUGGAAAUCCUCUUGGAAUCCCUUCUUUCUAUGUUGCAUUGGUUAAACUUCUUAUUACUUGUAAUUUAGCAAUAACCAAAUAAUGGCAUUUGCAUUAAUAUAUAAUUGAUACCUAUUUGUAGAGGGUGAGGAGGAAGAAUUUUUAAUCAGAGAAAAGAAAAUGGAUCUUUUCUGUUAAGCUUCAAUGUCAUCCUCAUUCCCAGCAGUGAAAAACCUUUCCUGAGAAGGUAACUCAUCCCAAGGAACUCACACUCAUGUGUGGUACCCUGCAUAAGGGCAACUGGUCACUGUUGCUUUUUCUUUUUCUUCACACCAUCUCCCAAUUAACCUUCCCUCAGGACAAAAAGAAAUAUUCUGACUUACAAAGUGAUGAAUUACUUAUUGAAAACUGCAUGAAUUAUUUUCUUUUUUCUGUGUGAAAAAGGGAUACUUCCUUAGAAUUGUUUGCGUUUAUCCCCAGGAACUCCAAAGGCUCUGAAAACCAUGAAUGAGCUUUAUCAGGGUCAGUAUGUUUUUUACAAAACCAUCUAUUCAUUAUUCAGAGUAUGCUUGGGAUGUUUCAGAGACACAGCCCAGUAUUAAAUAGAUCCUUCUAGAUAUCUUC